This is a messenger RNA of Cylicocyclus nassatus, 429 nucleotides long. The record is from the annotation of a GenBank genome assembly. Lineage: Eukaryota; Metazoa; Nematoda; Chromadorea; Rhabditida; Strongylidae.
UUCAGAAUGCGAGCUUUUAUACUACUGUGCCUCAUUCCAUUAUGCUCUUGCCUCCUCUUCGGACUCAUUGGUAGAAUGCAGUCUGCUGGAAUAAUGGGCACCCUGAAAUGUAAUGGGAAGCCUGCUCCCGGAGUCAAACUGAAGCUGUAUGAAAAGGAAAUAUUUUUCGAUCGAAAGCUGGCACAGAGCAAAACGAAUGCAUCGGGCUUUUUCAAAAUGUCAGGCAGUGCCAGAGAAGUGACGGAAAUUGAUCCACAGCUGAAUAUUUACCAUAGAUGCAAUUAUAAAGGGCUUUGCAUGAAAAAGAUCGGCAUUAUAAUUCCAUCGGAGUAUAUCUUUAAAGGCAAGCAAGCAAAAAAGUACUACGACAUAGGAUCUCUGGAGCUCGCAAUUAAGCGGAAAGGGGAAACAACCGAUUGCAUAAACUGA